Molecule: messenger RNA, 1914 nt
Organism: Cephus cinctus (wheat stem sawfly)
Lineage: Eukaryota; Metazoa; Arthropoda; Insecta; Hymenoptera; Cephidae
Product: retinol dehydrogenase 11
Exons: 6
Coding region: 797-1654 (285 amino acids)
Source: RefSeq, a predicted model, not a curated record
ACUUUUCACGCAACUUUACAUUCUGACAUUAAAAUAUAAAACAGAAUUUAAUAAGUCAAACACUGCUGUUCUACCAAAGGAAGAAACGCUGAUUUUGAUAUUCUUGAGAAUCAUUAAUUCUCUCAACUUAUUCAAUCAACAAUGCCAACAUCACUUGCAUUUAUUUAAACUAAUAAAUGACAAUUGCAGAUAAAAUUUUUGGUACCAAGAAAAUAAUAAUUAUAUUAAAUUCUGUCGGUUGAUUCAGGCCUAGUUUAGAUCUUGACAUGACAAGAAUUUAAUAAUCAAUGUUCAAUCAGUAUCAACAUAUUUAUCUAAAUUCUUCUGGAGUUUCGUUUUAGGUAUGAAAAGAACUUAUACUAUACUUCUUCAAAUGUUUUCCUAUCAUUUGAUAAAAAUCAAAGACAUUAGUCGCAAUAUGUCUGCCUGGUAAAUAUGGUAUAGUCUGUUCUUUUAGUCAACAUAUACAAAGCUCAGAAGUCAAGAAUCUGUGACUAUACACUUGAAUACUCUCAUCCAUCCUUUCUGGAUCCCUUCUCUUGGCGAGACUUACAGUGCUAUAAUUGCGUAGCACUCUGUAUUUUCAAACGCAGUUGCCACAGGGUUAUCGUGUUGGCAACAGCAACGCCCAAUAUACAGUUUUUCUGGAGCGUCAUCCAUUUUAUUAAUCUGAUUGACAGAACAAACUUUCUUUAUAUCAGCUGCAUGACUGAUUUGUGAUAAUCAUUUAAGAAUUCAGAAGCGAUUGUAACCUUUUGAGUGAAAUUUCAGAAUUAUAUUGAAAAUAUUGUGUGAAAUGUGGCCGUUCAGUACACAGUGUCAGAGCAAGGUGCGCCUUGUUGGCAAGACCGUCAUUAUCACCGGAGGGAAUACCGGUAUCGGCAAGGAAACCGCUAAGGAUUUAUACAGAAGAGGUGCUCGAGUCAUUCUUGCCUGUCGGGAUCUUCAGAAAGGAAAUGAAGCCGCUGAAGAAGUGAAGAAUAAACUGCCGUCGAAACCGCAAAGGGAACAAUUCCAGGGCGAACCAGGAGAAGUUCAAGUAUGUCGUCUGGACUUGACUAGUUUGGCUAGUGUCAGAGAAUGUGCACAAAAUCUUCACACAACGGAAACGGCUGUGCAUAUUCUCAUCAACAAUGCUGGCAUAAUGAUGUGUCCCUUUGCAAAGACCGAAGACGGUUUCGAAUCUCAGUUGCAGACCAAUCACCUUGGACAUUUUUUGUUCACGCUUCUACUUCUACCGAAGAUUCGUACUUCCGGUCCUGGCUGUCGGAUUGUUAAUGUAUCAUCAUUGGCUCAUAUACAUGGAGACAUUCAUUUUGAUGAUCUGAAUUUGGAAAAGUCUUACUCGCCAAUUAAAGCUUACGCUCAAAGCAAGCUAGCUAAUGUUUUGUUCACUAAAGAAUUGGAUAAACGUUUGAAAGACGCUAAAAUUGAUAAUAUCACUACCUACUCUCUUCAUCCUGGUGUUAUAUCUACUGAAUUAUCGAGGCAUUUGGAUUCAUCAUUUUUCCGCGGAAGUCGAUCGCUCUUCUCGUUUUUUUGGGGACCAUUUAUGAAGACACCAGAACAGGGUGCACAGACCACUAUCUAUUGUGCAGUCGCUGAAGAAUGUAGUAAAGAGAGUGGACUUUAUUAUAGAUUUUCAUUUUUUUAGGGAAUGCGCAGUGAAUAAUCCGUCUAACAAAGCUAAGGAUGCAAAUGUAGCUAAUAAAUUGUGGAAUGAAAGCAUGAAGAUGGUGGGGUUGGACCCUGAAGAUAACAUUGAAGAAUUAUUGAAAAAGAUUGAGAAAGAUAUUUUACCUCCUCUGCAGAGCAUAUUAAAAAAUACAGAGAAAGAUGUUCCAUCGUCAAAUCCAUAAUUUUAUCUAAAACGACAUCGUUUUUAUGAGUAUUAAUAUAAUUAUCGAACAACUA